AGAUGAACGAAUUGAUCGCACUUCUUCCAUUAAGAAAAGAGAUGAACAAAUUAGUCGCACUUUUCCCAUUAACCAAAAAUACGCUAGCAGCUCAUCUUUGGUGAAAAAGGCUGGUAUUUGUCCAAUUGGUACUUAUGCAACUUAUGCAUGUACUGAUAGCGAAGGAGGAUGUUGCCCUACCGGUCAAUGUUGCGAACCUAACUUCACAUGCGGUUUAGUAUUGGUGUAA
Dentiscutata erythropus is the source of this 229-nucleotide messenger RNA. NCBI's taxonomy places the organism in Eukaryota, Fungi, Glomeromycota, Glomeromycetes, Diversisporales, Gigasporaceae. The record is from the annotation of a GenBank genome assembly.